Gasterosteus aculeatus aculeatus (three-spined stickleback) is the source of this 2409-nucleotide messenger RNA. RefSeq lists its product as uncharacterized. Gene Ontology annotation, biological process: leukocyte tethering or rolling. Gene Ontology annotation, cellular component: plasma membrane. The record is from RefSeq and is a predicted model, not a curated record. NCBI's taxonomy places the organism in Eukaryota, Metazoa, Chordata, Actinopteri, Perciformes, Gasterosteidae.
GAUUUCCACACUAGAAUAACGUUUCCGUUUUUGUUUGAGUCCAAGCUGUUUCGUACCGCUCUCUGAAGCGAGCAAACCAAAUCCGCCAUGAACCUUUUCGAUUUUUAGGCCGCUGUCAGUGUCUUCAUGGAGAACCAAUACCUUUUACCCACGUGACAUGGAGCCGUAAUCAUAGCAAUCAGUAGGUAACGUGUGAGAAACAGAACUGAGUACUUCCUGCUAGUUUAUAUAAAGUCGUCAGGACAAGCAGAGCGAACAUCGGCACCUGAGCUCUUCAAAGCGCUGCAUCACAGAGGAACAACAAUGAUGCCACUCAGCAUGAAGACGUAUCUGGCUCUGCUAUGGGGAAUGUCUGUUUCCAACGUCAUGGCGUCCGACAUGAGCGUAAACUCAACUGCUGAAUCUCACACACCUGCAGACACCAGUGUGGAACCGGAACCGGUGAUUGCCACUUCUGCAGGUGCGGCACAUCGGUCCCUCCACGACAAGGUCUUAGCUACUGCGAAACCUACAGAGGGUCCGAUGCAUCAACAACCACCCGUCGCCUCCACUGUCCCGACUGCUCCUGCUUCAGCUUCUGUGGCCGAAGUGGCGAUGUCUUCACAGCAGCCCUCGUCCACCGCCAAGCUCUUCAAGCAGACCCUCGGCGGUCCCUCGGCUUCAGCCACUCCCCCGAUUGCAACUAGCCCCGCCCCUGGGCCGCCCACAGCUGGUUCCCCCACCUUCUCAUUCACAACCGGAUCCCCCAUCUCCACCACCAAGACCACCGCCGCCGAUGUCCCAACCACUGGCAAUGUCCCGACCACCGCCAAUGUCUCCACCACCGCCAAUAUCCCGAACAUGCCCACUGUCUCCACCACCACCACCGCCAAUGUCCCCACCACCGCCAAUGUCUCCACCACCGCCAAUAUCCCGAACAUCCCCACUGUCUCCACCACCACCACCGCCAAUGUCCCCACCACCGCCAAUGUCUCCACUACUGCUAAUAUCCCGACCAUCCCCACUGUCUCCACCGCCAAUGUCCCCACCACCGCCAAUGUCUCCACUACUGCUAAUAUCCCGACCAUCCCAACUGUCUCCACCACCGCCGCCACCACCGCCAAUGUCUCCACCACCACCAAUGGCCCCACCAGCGGCCAUGCCCUGACCACCACCAAUGUCUCCACUGCCAAUGUCCCGACCACUGGCAAUGUCUCUACCACCAAUACCUCCACCACGCCUACAGGAAUCCUGUUCCCUCGUGUCCCCAAAAGGAUGUCAGUGCCAACCACCAAAUCAACUCCGCCAGCCACGCUAGCACCUGGUGAAAAGAGCCCACAGACCACCAAAGUCCCACCCUGCUCCACCCAACGCGUGAUAAAGCACUUCCUCGUCGCCAUCGCCUUCCUGGCUCUGUUGGCAACCGUCUUCAUUUUCUCUACCAUCGUCCUCUGCACCAAGCUGUCGGCAAGGAAGUACAACAUCAGAAAACCUGAGCCGGCGACCGAGAUGAUGUGCAUCUCGGCCCUGCUGCCUGAGAGGAGCAUCACUUACUCCAGACAACGCAACCCGGUCACCAACGGAGUCCUGGUGAUCCACGGUGAUGCAGACAGCGAUGAAGACGGAGGAGAUAACCUCACUCUCAGCAGCUUCCUUCCAGAAAAUGACCGAUAUGUUUAAAUGGAGUUGUUAUUGGCAGCGGACCUGGGACCUGUCUGAUGUCGCUGCAGUGGAAACAGCUGCUGUAAUAAACUCGUGCUCCCCGUUCGUGGUUUUGUCAUCGCUGCACAAUCCAUCGACGUGGAGGAACAGCAGGAAUGUAGAUGAACCUUUAAUGUAUCUGCCGUUAGGACAGGUCAUCCACUGUCUGUUUUAGGCAAGAGUGGAGACUUUUGAGAUAGACGGCAUGAAGACUGGUAUCAAAGAUUGUGUUUCUUAACAUCCUGAGCGGAGCCGUGAUGGUAUUUCACUUAGCAACGGGGAACAGGAAGUCUGGUUUCGUCAAGGGAUUUAUGCUCUAUGCAGACACUGUCCAGUUUACAAGCGCUGUUCUGGUGUCGACGUGGCUUCAUUGUAUGAACAUUGUAAUUUGAAUCAUGUUAAACUGUAUGUGACUGUUUAUGUCGGUGUUUAGAUGCAGCUUUUGUAAUUUAUUAAACAAUUUGUCUUAUUUAGCUGUUUGGUAAAAUUGUACGGGUCUGUUACUGCCAGAGAUACUGGAUAUACUCAAAUCUAAAAAGUUUUGGUCCCAUUGUCGUAUUAUUUAACUGGAAUGAAAAACGGAGAGCUGCUUCUGAUGAACUCUGCUGCAAAAUCUUCAGAACAAGAUGUGAAAGUGAAUGAAACACAAAACAACUCUGUUUCCAUUAUAACAAAGGUGUUCAAUGUCCAUUUCUCUCUUUAAAUGGUAAAAAGUCACAAUACAACCGA